AUGGCAGAGCUGGAAGAAGUGGCUGCUGCUCCUGAGCCGCCUUGGCCUGAUGAAGGCCGCCUACGUGAAUGCGUUGAACUUCUUGUGCAGCAAGCUGACCUGCAAACUUGCAAUGUAGGACAGCUGCGAACAAGAGUUGCUACUGAAUGUGGCCUUGCACCUUCUGGAUUGGAAGGAAUCAAAGACCAAGUCAAUGAGAUGGUGAGAGAAGCUGUGCAGAGCCGUUUGUCCAGCAAGGCUGGUCAGCCUUGUCGAAACCCUCUUGAGUUGACAGCGGAACCCAACAAUGCCAGGAGGGCCUACCUAGUGACCUUUUCUCACACUGACAAAGAUCGCAGUGAAGAUGGACACAGGCUUGUGCCGCCAGGGACUUACAGCAGAUCUGAAAUCAAGGAUUUCAUGCUGGGUGCAGUUGCGUCAACACAAUCUAGCAGAAUGGAACCCUUGAAGUUGGUUUAUUUGUCUGUGUUUCAAGAGCGGCAUGCUUCUGGAGACAUCCAUUACCACGUGGCAGUUCUGGCAGAGAAAUGCUUUCGUUUCAACACUUUGAAGCGUCAUUUCCUGGCCGCACAUGGUUUGGCUACCAAUUGGUCUGGCAAGAGUGAUGGUUAUGCAGGCUGUGUGGCAUACUGCUACAUGCCCUCGCCCAGGAAGGCAGUGGAAGAGCUUGAUCCUUCCCCGGAAUUGUGGCCGAGUACUCAUCCGCCCCUGCUUGAAGCUAGUCGUCACGCCAUCACUGCAGCCAAGCUGUGGGAGAAGCGUGAGAGUGCAGUGCGAGAGCGCGCUGCUGCUGGAAAAGCUGAGGGGAGACUUCGAGAAGUUGAUUUGUGGCCCAUAGUCAUCAAGGAAAACAUAGGAGCUGACGAAGUCGGACCAGAAAGGCUCAUGGCCUAUGCAAAAAGAUGUGGCGGGUCUGCUCUAGUAGACUAUUGUUUUGCAAAUUGGGACAAGCUCCCUAGCAUCAUCGCAAAGUCGUGGAAGGUGGAGAAAGUGGAAAACCACAUCGAGACAGCAACGAAAACACGUUUGGACUUACUGCAUGGUGCCUUGUCUGCGCGAUGUACUUGCGGCGGGGAGUGGCCUACUUUUGCUCAGACCGUUUUGUCACAGAAUGGGCACAGCCCUGCUGAAUGGUGCAAAGCCGUCGAGCAUGCAUUGCUGCAUGGCCGGUCCAAAGGCAGUCUUGUUUGCCACGCAGGAUUUGAAGGGAACGAGGGAAAGAGUUUCCUUUUCCGGCCCCUUCCUUUGGUAUUUGGUGAUGAAGGUGUGUUUCUCACCCCACCAAAGAGUGCUUUUCCUUUGCUGGGCUUGGAAAAGGCCCGUCUGGUGUGGCUUGAUGAUUGGCGAUUCAACGAAGAUAUCAUUUCUUGGGUGCUUCAACUACUUUGGUUCGAAGGAGCCAGCUUCAUCAUUGCCAGACCACAGAACCUCUAUGCGGGGCACCUGAAGUACAGCAAAAACGAUCCGGUGUUCUUGACAACUUUGCAGGCAGACCUGCAUGCUCUGAAAGGCAAACUGAAGCAAGGUUGUGCCGCCUGCUUUGCGCAUUUUGUGUUGCGAGAAGGGCAAGCGGUGCAGGGGCAGUGUGAGCGCAGCAAGCGUGAGGCAACAUCGUCUGGUGAUACUCCGGAACCGAAGAGAAUGCUGUGCUUGUCUUGGACUGUGGACGACGUUUGCAAGUAUGUGUCGGAUCUCGAGCUUGGCCAUGUUGCGCCAGCCUUCAAAGAGAAUGCCAUCGAUGGACGAAUGCUCGCAUCUUUGUCUGAAGCAGACAUGGUUGCUGAGCUUGGCUUGAAACCCCUUCAAGCUCGGAAAGUCAAG
Molecule: messenger RNA, 1821 nt
Organism: Cladocopium goreaui
Lineage: Eukaryota; Dinophyceae; Suessiales; Symbiodiniaceae
Source: the annotation of a GenBank genome assembly